This is a messenger RNA of Cherax quadricarinatus, 2454 nucleotides long. Its product is annotated as interleukin enhancer-binding factor 2 homolog. NCBI's taxonomy places the organism in Eukaryota, Metazoa, Arthropoda, Malacostraca, Decapoda, Parastacidae. Gene Ontology annotation, molecular function: double-stranded RNA binding; DNA binding. Gene Ontology annotation, biological process: positive regulation of DNA-templated transcription. The record is from RefSeq and is a predicted model, not a curated record. Gene Ontology annotation, cellular component: catalytic step 2 spliceosome.
UUUCAAGAAAAUUUUAGCAAAGAUUAUUGGAACAAUAUUUAGCCAUGUUGUUUUGAUUGUAUACCCGGCGUCACCUUAAUACAUUGUUCUCUCAUUAUUGAGUGUUAUUGCUGGUUGUGCUGACUAGAGAUGGUAAUGACUCGAGGGCGUGGACGAGGAAUGAGAGGUGGCAUGAUGCGUCCCAUGGGGCCAGGUCCGCAUUUUGGGCCAAAAAUGAAACAGUUUGUCCCACGUCUUCCUUUUGACAUGGUUCUUUGUGAAUCUGCAUUUCCCAGGGUCAAGCCAGCACCAGAUGAGUCAGCAUUUACUCAGGCUCUUUUAAAGAGAAAUGCUGAUCUUUCUCCUACACCAGCUGAGCAGGCAGCUGUAUUGAACCUAGUCACAAAAAUACAAGCUGUGAUGGACAAUUUAAUAGUUGACCCGGGCAACUUUGACGCAUGCGUAAGUUCCCAGAUUGAAGAGGUUCGUCAAGUAGGCUCCUAUAAAAAAGGAACAAUGAUGACGGGGCACAAUGUUGCUGAUAUUGUAGUUAUUCUAAAGACGUUGCCUACAAAGGAAGCAGUGGAAGCACUUGGAAAGAAGGUCUGCGAUGAUCUGCGUUCACAGGAACCCCAGGAAGUGCUAGUUUUAACAAUGCUUCCUAAUGACCGGGGCUUUGAGAUCAGCAACAGUGAGGCUACAGUACGGGUCCUGGUCACUACCAUUCACCAGAACUUGCGGAAAUUGGAUCCGGAACUGCAUCUUGACCAGAAAAUUCUCCAGUCACACCUUGCUGCCAUCAGACACAGCCGAUGGUUUGAGGAGAAUGCCCAUCACUCCACUAUUAAAGUUCUCAUCCGAUUACUACGAGAUCUUCGUGGUCGUUUUGAAGGCUUUGAACCUCUGUCACCGUGGAUGCUUGAUCUUCUGGCACAUUAUGCAAUUUUGAACAACCCCAGUAGACAAGCUCUCCCGAUCAAUUCUGCAUUUCGACGGUGUUUACAACUGCUUGCUGCCGGUCUUUUUUUGCCAGGGUCUGCAGACACUUUAUCUGCAGGCAUCAGUGAUCCGUGUGAGGGUGGUAACAUUCGUGUACACACAGCAAUGACCUUGGAACAGCAAGACCUCGUGUGUUUAACAGCACAGACACUCUUGCGGGUUCUUUCCCAUGGUGGAUACAAGCAGAUCCUGGGACUCGAGGGCAAUUCAAGUAUAGCAAGUGAGAUGUCUGUAUGGGAUGGUGUUGUGGUAUCUGCAUUAGAAAAAGCCUAUGAGAAACCACCAGAACGACCCCCUCAGGAUGACGACACUGACAACAUGGAUGCUGAUGAUGAUCCAAUGGAAACAACUGAUAAUUAAGGAGCAGAAAAGAAUUUUAUCUUUGCAGCACAUUUGUUCCAUCUAGUGUUUCACUGGUGCAACUUUAAUUAAAAACUGUGAUGUCAACAUGUUUGAAGAGGUACACAUAGGUGUGUUGUGUAAUAAUAAAUGAGUUGAGAAUGUUAAAGUGUGUGCAUCCUAAGUAUGUGAAGGUUACUGUGCUUCUUUUUAAUUCACUUUAAUACUUCACCAUUUAUGUCUAAUUGUUUGCUUUUGAAAAUAAAGCCUGGAGUAUUGAUAAUUUAUUGAAACUUUAUGCAAUUACACUAUUUAUUAGGUUAAAAAUAUUUGUGAGACUGGUGAUGGGUGCAGCUGGAAACCCUUAUCACAUUCUCUUAAUCUUUCUCCUUACUUUACCACAUUCUCUUAACCCUUAAAUGGUCCAAACGUAUAUAAAAGUUCACCUGUGCAGUGCCCCGAAUAUUUUGAGAGAAAAAAAAAAUAUUUUUUUUUUUAUAGGAAAAAAGAGCAUGUGGGACCCAGGUGUCCCCAAUUUUUUUCAUGUGACACGCUGAGUGUGCACACCCAAUUCUCUCAUGUCUAGGCAACUCAGGCCUAUCAUGCCAAUGUUGAAUGAAUGACGAAUGAAACAUAUACAUACGUUUGGGGCCCUACAUGAGAGAACGUAUAUAUACGUUUGGACCGUUUGAGGGUUAAUCUUUCUUCUUACUUUACCACAUUUUCUUAAUCUUUCUCAUUACUUUCCCUUACUACAUUCUCUUAAUUUUUUCAUUACUUUACUGAAAUUCAUCAAAUCAUGACAAACUAAAAUUCUUAAAUGGAACUCAUAGUAAAAAUGGUUUGAAUUACUUUCACUUUUAUAAUUAAGAAAGCAUUUUCUAUUUCUUAUGUUAGCUAAAAAGUUUUAAAGUAAGUGAGCAGUGUUCUUAAUAUGUUAUAGUAUAUUGAAGUCAUAAGGUAUGCAAUUUUUUAUAUAAAAACUAUAUUAGUACAGUUGCCUAAGUGAUCUGACUGCAUUACUGUUUUGAGUUCUUAAUUCUCCAGACUAAUUCAGAAUUGUUUUAUUGAAUACUUGGAGUCCUUUUGUUGACUUAAUGUUGCAACAACUAUCAAUUAUUAAAAUUAUUGUGGAAA